CAGAGGAUGGUUUUACCGAAGCUAGCUGAUCCUUUCGCCGUGAUGCCGCUUCUUCUGCGCCUGCAGCGUUUCGUAGGACUAUGGGGCGAACGACGCUUUCGGUACAAGUUCCGGUUGGCAUUCCUGAGCUUCUGCCUUCUUGUCGUUAUCCCAAAAGUUGCCUUUGGUUACCCAGAUCUGGAGACAACUGUACGUGGCACCGCUGAACUGAUAUUUGAGUGGAACGUACUUUUUGGGGUACUGCUGUUUUCGUUGAAGCUAGAUGAUUACGAUGAUCUGGUGUAUCGGUACAUGGAUAUAGCAAAAAUAGCUUUCCGUAAGGACAUCCCUUCACAAUUGGGCGAUUAUCUCGUGCACAUCAAUCAUCGAAUUGACAAAUUUUCAAAAAUCUACUGCUGCAGCCAUCUGUGUUUGGCUAUUUUCUACUGGGUAGCUCCUUCCUCUAGCACCUACUUGGCGUAUCUGAGCUCUCGCAACAAAUCCAUUCCCGUAGAGCAUGUACUACACCUGGAGGAAGAACUGUACUGGUUCCAUACCCGUGUGUCCUUGUUCGAUUAUUCCAUAUUCACAGCGAUCAUGCUGCCAACCAUCUUUAUGCUCGCAUAUUUCGGUGGCUUAAAACUGCUGACCAUUUUUAGCAAUGUAAAGUACUGUUCAGCGACACUGCGACUGGUGGCGAUGAGAAUUCAACUUAUGGACCGUUUGGACGAAGCUCAAGCUGAGAAGGAACUGAUCGAAAUCAUUGUAAUGCAUCAGAAGGCUUUAAAGUGUGUCGAACUGUUGGAAAUAAUAUUCCGUUGGGUUUUUCUUGGACAGUUCAUACAGUGCGUGAUGAUCUGGUGUAGUUUGGUCCUGUACGUUGCCGUAACGGGUCUCAGCACUAAAGCGGCCAACGUUGGUGUACUGUUCAUUCUACUAACGGUGGAAACAUACGGAUUCUGCUACUUCGGAAGUGAUCUAACAUCAGAGAGCCUAAGUGUAGCUCGAGCAGCGUACGAUUGCUACUGGUAUCAACGAUCAGUUUCCAUUCAGCGAAAGCUUCGGAUGGUGUUGCAGCGUGCCCAAAAGCCGGUCGGUAUCUCUGCUGGGAAGUUUUGCUUCGUAGACAUUGAACAGUUCGGGAAUAUGGCAAAAACGUCCUAUUCGUUCUAUAUCGUGCUGAAGGAUCAGUUUUAA
Molecule: messenger RNA, 1176 nt
Organism: Anopheles maculipalpis
Lineage: Eukaryota; Metazoa; Arthropoda; Insecta; Diptera; Culicidae
Product: odorant receptor 49b-like
Exons: 6
Coding region: 7-1176 (389 amino acids)
Biological process (GO): detection of chemical stimulus involved in sensory perception of smell; sensory perception of smell
Cellular component (GO): plasma membrane
Molecular function (GO): olfactory receptor activity; odorant binding
Source: RefSeq, a predicted model, not a curated record